AUGGCCGAUAUAAAGCCCGCACGUACCAGCCAGGCUAUCCCGGAGACCCUGGACGGCUCGGAAACCGUUCAGUCUGGCCCGGCAGGCGGCGACGUCGAGCUCGAGACCGCCCUUCAGAGCCAUGUUCCCGACACGGACGCAGAGAAGCGCCUGGUGCGAAAGCUGGACAUGUACAUGAUGCCCACGCUCUGGGUCAUGUACAUCCUCGCAUACAUUGACCGUCAGAAUAUUGCAAGCACACCUUUCGGGGAAGUUGAGGGGGAUCAGGGAAACGCCAAGCUGGCUGGUAUGGGUGACGACCUGGGAAUCACCGACGGCCAGUACGCAAUGUUCCUGUCCAUCUUCUUCAUCGGCUACCUCAUCUGCGAGAUACCUUCGAACCUGGUCCUCACCAGGGUCCGUCCCUCGUACUACCUCCCAGGCAUCAUGAUCGUUUGGGGGACCAUCUGCGCCUGCAUGUCUGCCGCUGAGAAUUACGAGGGUAUGCUUGCCAUGCGCUUCUUCCUGGGCUGUGUCGAGGCCGGCCUGUUUCCGGGUAUCCUGUACGUCAUGACGUGCUGGUACAAGAAGUCUGAGAUUGGCAAGCGUUUCUCCAUCUUCUUCACAGCGUCCGUCUUCUCCGGGGCCCUGAGCGGACUGUUUGCCGGUGCCGUCACUGGCAACAUGGAGGGGGCCCGUGGAAUGCGCGGUUGGCGCUGGCUGUACCUGAUCGAGGGCGUUGUGACUGUAGGCUUCGCCUUCGUGCUCUCCCUCCUGCUGCUCGACUUCCCCGAGGACGAGAGCUGGAAGUUCUCGGCCGAGGAGCGCCGGCUGGCGAGCGUGCGGAUGAUACACGACCGGCGGACGACGGCCUCUCGGCACACGGCCAGGUUCACGCACUGGCAGGCCGUCAAGGCGGCCUUUUCCGACCCGCGCACCUACGUCUUCACCAUCCUCUUCGUCAUGGACCUGGGGUCGUGCACGAUAUCCUACUUCAUCCCCACCAUGGUCAGCAAGAUGGGCUACUCCUCCGUCACGGCCCAGUACAUGACCAUACCGGUCUGGAUGGUCGGCGCCGUCUUCCUCGUCGUCCUAUCCUGGACGGCCGACCGCACGUCCGACCGCCGCUGGCACAUCGCCGGCUGCCUGGGUCUCAGCUUCGUCUGCGCCGUGGUCUGCAUCGGCGUCGACAACCCGAGAGUCCAGUACGGGAUGCUGUGUCUCUACAUUGCGGGGCUGUACACCGCGCUCCCGCUCAUCCUGAACUGGACCUCCGAGGUCAUCGCCUUACCCGCCGAGAAGCGUGCCGUCGUCGUCGCCUUUGUCAACUCGGUCGGCAACCUUUCGGCUGUGUACGGUAGCCGACUCUGGCCCGCCGAGGAUGGCCCCCGCUUCAUCAAGGGGUUCGCCACGACCGGUGCUUUCACUGGCUCUGGAACCCUGCUGGCGAUUGCUAUCCCAAUCAUCUUCAAGUACCUGCCCAGCGAGGGUACUAGGGCUGAGAGGGAGAUUGUCGAGCACGAGAGGCAGGAGAAGGAACCUCAGGAUCUGGGGAACCGGGAUCUUGAGCAGGCUGGCAGUGUAUAG
Geosmithia morbida is the source of this 1566-nucleotide messenger RNA. RefSeq names its product Major Facilitator Superfamily. Gene Ontology annotation, cellular component: membrane. Gene Ontology annotation, molecular function: transmembrane transporter activity. The coding region runs from base 1 to 1566 and encodes 521 amino acids. The record is from RefSeq and is a predicted model, not a curated record. Gene Ontology annotation, biological process: transmembrane transport. NCBI's taxonomy places the organism in Eukaryota, Fungi, Ascomycota, Sordariomycetes, Hypocreales, Bionectriaceae. The transcript is spliced from 4 exons.